GGUUUAUCCAGAUGAUUUAAAAAAAUGCAAAAUGUUUUACAGUUUAAUCUGCAGAAGAGUGAAGUAAUACAAAACUGUGCUAAGGAAACUAUACAUCAGUAAAUGCACUGACUUACUUUACAACAUUGGUGUGCACAGAUUUACAGCUCAUCACAGCUCCAUAUGUUGUCUGUGGUGUCACUCAAACAAGAGAUUCUUGUGAUUAACCAUGGAUCUUCAUGACGGUUGCACCAUUAAGCAUCAUGGGAUCCCAACAGUAAUCAAAUUCUGACCAACAUUUCAUUUUCAUUCUUAACUCAUGUCUUUUUUCCUUCUGUCUGUUUUAUCACUUCUCCUUUUACAAAAUUCCGCUUUCAUCCAUGCAUCCAUGCAUCCAUCCAUCCACUCAUCCAGCCUGUGGAGGUGAUGGCGGUCCUGUUGUCCAUUCUCGCCCUCCUCUACCAUUCGCUCCUCGCCCCUCUCCUCGCCGCAGUCGACAUGCCUUCACCACCACUCCUGUUCAAUCAGAGAUCCAAGCUUCCCCUGGCCCAUCCCCUCAGCCCUCUCCCAGAUCCAAGCAUAAAAAAUCAGCCGACUCUCUUCCCCAUGACGCCCCUACUUCAACUCACCCAUCUCCUUAUCCUCCAAGCUCCCCGAUCACGCCAGAUACUCCCUCCUCUGUCCUGCCUCCCUCUAAAGAGGCUACUACAAAUCCUUCAUCACCAAAAUCUUCCAAGACACCUUCUUCCCAAAACACUUCCGCUUCCGUUCAUCUUCAAUCUCUCAUAUCAGAAUCCGUGUCUGUUUCUUCUGCAACAUCCUCUGCUCCUGUUAUUAACAUUUCAAGCAACUCCUCUAAACUAUCCAUGGAAACCUGUCCCACCUCAUUUACUCCCAAACCCCCCUCCCCCGCUUCGUCAUCACCAGAGAAUAUAUCUCCCUCCACCACAUCUCCCCAAAAGUCUUUUCUCACUGUUACCCCGACUACCACCACCACCACGACUAUGAUCCAUAAGACUGUCUUUACUACCUCCCAGCCUCCCAAAUCCAAACCCACCCUCACCUCUGAGCCCCCAUCUGCCCACCCCACUCUCACCCGGAGCCUCUCUCAGCCCCCCUCCCUGCCCAGAAUCUUCCAGUCAGGCUCAGGAAAAGGCCCAAAGUUUCCCCUCAUCCAAGAAGACAAUGAAACAUCUCCGAGCCAAGACGAGAAAUCCCCUAAAAAAAACCUGCACCGGCAAACAUCUUAACAUCCAACCAUCCUAUCAGACCAGACCAGGAUUCAAAGACAGCCAUCACAGAAAACAAAGCAGAAUCAAAGAUCAGUCCUGCACAGUCCCGCUCAGAGCUGAUUAUAGCCCCACCUCCCCCAUGGCCCUUCUCCUGCAGUGAGAGCUCCACCCCUCACCAGCCCUCCACCACUGUUGUCGCAGCCUUUAUCACUCCUAAACAGCCAAAUGUUCAGGGAGGAACUGAUUUGAAAAAAACAACCAGUCAAACAAAGAGUGAUAUUAGCGUCUUAAAGACUGAAAAGCCGCCUCUGGCAGAGCCUGAGCCUGACUUUGAUGACAUCAUCUUUGAGUCAUUUAACCAGAGACAAGUUUCAGGGGGCUUGUUUCUGGAUGAAGAUGACUCUAAGAGGGAUACUAUUAAAAGGUGUCCUCAGGGGUGAGUAUUUAGAUUCUCGGAUUUAAACAAAAAAAGAUCUAGAACAAAACAAUUGAUGUUGAAAAAUGUGAAUUUAUUGUGCUGAUGGUUUAAAAAACACACAAACACAAACUAGGAUUUAAGGAAUAUUGUUUAUCUGUU
Messenger RNA from Labrus bergylta (ballan wrasse), 1788 nucleotides. Lineage: Eukaryota; Metazoa; Chordata; Actinopteri; Labriformes; Labridae. The record is from RefSeq and is a predicted model, not a curated record.